This is a messenger RNA of Camellia sinensis, 916 nucleotides long. RefSeq names its product protein yippee-like At4g27745. The record is from RefSeq and is a predicted model, not a curated record. NCBI's taxonomy places the organism in Eukaryota, Viridiplantae, Streptophyta, Magnoliopsida, Ericales, Theaceae.
GAGAGGGAGAGGGAGAGAGAGAGAGAAGCCACCAAACCAAACUUCGACUCAAACUCAACUGAACCAUAAUCAUAAAAUAAGCAAAUCGUAAACCCUACCCUACCCUACCCUACCCCAUCUCUCUCACUGAAUUCACCUUCAACACAACCAUGAAACAAUGCCCAGGUUCGUGCUCAGAGAUCCCAUAAUUCUCAAUCAAACAAUUAAUAAUGUAGAUUUCUUGCCAAAGAACGCUUAACAAGAUGUAUUAUAUAUAUAUAUGAUACUCUUUCUUGGCAAUAUAGCGAAUUGGUGUACGUAUUGAUCACAGAUGGCGGAGGUAAUUGGGCCAAGGUUGUACAGUUGCUGUAAUUGUCGAAACCAUGUUGCGCUUCACGAUGAUGUUAUUUCUAAAGCCUUUCAGGGAAAGAAUGGUCGGGCAUUCUUGUUCUCCCAUGCAAUGAACAUUGUUGUUGGGCCCAAAGAGGAUAGGCAGCUCAGGACUGGUCUCCACACAGUUGCUGAUGUCUACUGCAGCGACUGCCGUGAGGUGUUGGGUUGGAAAUAUGUGCGAGCUUAUGAGGAGACUCAGAAGUACAAGGAAGGGAAGUUUGUACUUGAGAAAUCGAAUAUUGCCAAGGAAAACUGGUAGUCCACCAUAAAGUACCCGUUUAGCUGUCACUCCCAUUUGUUGGUUAAAGUGUAUCAGUGCUCCCACAUGUUUGAUGUUGUCCGUGUUAUCUGAAAAUUCAAAAUUGUUCAGUGAUUGUUUCUUGCUGUGCAAUCCUGCUGUGUUGUUGUGUGGAAAUUGUAUUGGAGAAUUAUUAUUGAUUUUGUGCAUAUCUUUUUGGUUUAUUCUUUGAUUCUUUAUGUCUUGGAUUAAGAAUGUUAAUUUGACAGACUACUUGUCUAAUUUAAGGCUUUCACUAGAUAAAAA